AUGCAUCGAGUGCUUAAUGUUGCUGAGAAGAAUGAUGCAGCUAAAUCAUUAGCUCGUCUUCUUUCAAGAAAUUCGGCAUCUAUGCGUGAAGGUUUCUCAAGAUUUAACAAAAUUUAUGAAUUUAAUUAUCAACUUUUUAAUCAACCAGUACAAAUGAGUUUUACAUCUGUUUCGGGUCAUAUUAUGAAUUGUGAUUUUACAGCAGUACACAAUAGUUGGUAUGAAAAAGAAAUAUUUAUAUUAGAAUUCUGA
This is a messenger RNA of Rotaria sp. Silwood2, 252 nucleotides long. NCBI's taxonomy places the organism in Eukaryota, Metazoa, Rotifera, Eurotatoria, Philodinida, Philodinidae. The record is from the annotation of a GenBank genome assembly.